AACAGACGCAUGAGUAAAGGAAUAGAGGGCUACCCCCCUCCUCCUCUCUUCCUCUCCCACUCGUUCUCCUCCAUUGACAGAGCUGAGAGAACUCUCCCCAGGUUAGACAUCCAGACAGACUCUCUCCACUACAUGGACUAUCUACCACAGCACACAAAACAGACACGUUCUAUUGUUUACACUUUCGUUUGGGGUGAAUUGUGUGUGUUUUCCUUCAAAAAAGCUGUCUUUCAAUGCAACAAUGAAGCUUUGUUGGACUUAGGUUUCCACAGAACCAGGAGCCGGUACAUCAGAACGCCGAAGAAGACUUAGGUCCGUUUUCAGAGCGAUCCUGUCGGGUUUUUGGACAGACUGGUUUCCAGGUGCGGUUGCUCCAACAGAGAUGGGCUCAGACGUACGUGACCUCAACGCACUGCUGCCCCCUGUGCCAGCCCUGCCAGGGGGGAAUGGGAACUGUACCCUGCCCGUCAGCAGUGCCCCUCAGUGGGGCCCUGUACUGGACUUCCACACUGGCGCCCCCUACAGCUCGCUGGCCCCCCACUCCUUCAUCAAGCAGGAGCCCAGCUGGAGCUCUGGGGAUCCCCAGGAGGACCCUCACUGUGGCCUGAGUGCCUUCACCCUGCACUUCUCUGGCCAGUUCACUGGCACAGGGGCCUGCAGGUACGGGGCCUUCGGGGCCCCCCCUCCACCCAGUCAGCCCCCACCAAGCCAGCCAAGGAUGUUCAGCAACGCACCCUACCUGACCAAUUGUAUGGACACCCAGCCCUCUUCCAGGAACCAGGGUUACAGUGCUUUCGAUGGUGCCACUAAUUACGGUCACACUCCCACACAUCACUCCUCCCAGUUCCUCAGCCACUCCUUUAAAGAUGAAAACUCCCUAGCUCAGCAGACCAGUAUGGGUGAGCAGCCGUAUUCUGUCCCUCCACCCGUGUAUGGAUGCCACACCCCAUCAGACAGCUGUACAGGCAGUCAAGCCCUACUGCUGAGGAACCCUUACAACAGCAGUGAUAAUUUAUACCAAAUGGCAUCUCAGCUGGAAUGCAUGGCAUGGAACCCUGUUAGCACGCUGGCUUCCACCAUUAAGAGCCAUGCUACGGGUUAUGAAAGUGACCCCAACCCUCCCAUGGUGUAUAGCUGCAGCACCCAGUACCGCAUCCACACCCAUGGCAUCUUCAGAGGCAUGCAGGAUGUCCGACGGGUGCCAGGUAUCGCUCCAGCCAUUGUUCGCUCAGAGACCAAUGAGAAGAGGCCAUUCAUGUGUGCAUAUCCUGGCUGCAACAAACGAUACUUCAAGCUGUCCCACCUGCAAAUGCACGGCAGGAAACACACAGGUGAGAAGCCCUACCAGUGUGACUUUACCGACUGUGGACGAAGGUUCUCCAGGUCAGACCAGCUCAAGAGACACCAGCGAAGACACACAGGGGUUAAACCGUUCCAGUGCGAGACGUGUCAGAGAAAGUUCUCGCGGUCUGACCACCUUAAGACCCACACCCGGACUCAUACAGGUAAAACAAGCGAGAAGCCCUUCAACUGCAGAUGGCCCAACUGUCAGAAGAAGUUUGCCAGGUCUGAUGAGCUGGUUCGUCACCACAACAUGCACCAGAGGAACCUGACCAAGCUGCAACUUGCCAUCUGAGCCAGAUCUGAACCAGACCACUCUGCUCUGCAUACACACUGGCCUCGCUGCUCUCUAACACUCUGCCUACAUGAGACUCUGAAUCUCCAUCUCGUUCAACGAUGCCUGUAGCACAAAGGGGAUACGCAGCAGAGCAGGUCCAUCCACUAGAUAGCACAGCCACAAAGGAAAACAUGACUGCGUUGUAAAGAUUCAUAAAAACAACAAUGAGCUUUUUAGUCUUAAUUUAAGGUAAGGGUUAGGUAUAAGGUUUUAAAGAAGAGAAAUUGUAGAUAUUUAAAGAAGAUAAAUUGUAGGAAUAGGCGGGGUGUAUUACUUUGUGGCUGUGGUAACAGAGCAGGAGGCUGACAGUCUUGUUCAUCUGCAUGUAGCUGUAGAGCCUCACCUACGCACAGUCCUCCAAACAGCCCCAUCUAAGGACGGUCCUCUGUCCAGAUGCUCUGAUCCAGAGGGUUAUUUUUAGUAAGACAUUUAAAGAGGAAAAAAAAUAGUUCUGUCUCUUGUUGGUGUUGUAUACAGUAGAUGUGAAUGACUUUAUGCCUUUUUUUCAUUUGUAGUGUUACUUUGAGCAGUUUCAGAUUAAUUUAUUAUUUUAUCAUACUUUUGUGAAUUAAAAUAUCUUUCACUGGAAUGAUUUCUGGAACGGGGGACAUUUUUUACAUUGGUCCAACAGCAUGUUCAUCAUCGCUUUCGUUCAGUCCACAACUUUGAUCUGCACCAGGUAGUUGAAUCAUAAAGCUACAGUAAGUCCGCUUCGGUCUGGGAUGUUGUCUGUAAAUAUUGUUUCACUUUGACUGUGGAUUUUGGGGAUGUGAGUUAAAAAAUAUAAAUGUAUUGUCACACUGGCUAUGUGGCCAAGAAGUUGUGGUAUUAAAUUAUGUAAAUAAUAGUACUGGACAAUGGAUUGUAUUUGAAAAAAAUAUCCUUGCCAUGGAAACAUGUGACUUAACUAUUAUACUUUAGACUAGACCUACUUUGAUAGAUCCAGGAAAUGCUUUUUUACAGUUGUUCUCAACUGCUAAAACACUAAACCCCUUUGUCUGAACAAAGUUCUCUGUUGCCUGGACUCAUUUAGCUCAUUAUUAUUAUGUCUGUUGUCAAUACCUUCAACCAUUUCACAUGGUAAAACACAGUCUGUUGUCAAUACCUUCAACCAUUUCACAUGGUAAAACACAGUCUGUGGUCAAUACCUUCAACCAUUUCACAUGGUAAAACACAGUCUGUUGUCAAUACCUUCAACCAUUUCACAUGGUAAAACACAGUCUGUUGUCAAUACCUUCAACCAUUUCACAUGGUAAAACACAGUCUGUGGUCAAUACCUUCAACCAUUUCACAUGGUGAAACACAGUCUGUUGUCAAUACCUUCAACCAUUUCACAUGGUAAAACACAGUCUGUUGUCAAUACCUUCAACCAUUUCACAUGGUAAAACACAGUCUGUUGUCAAUACCUUCAACCAUUUCACAUGGUGAAACACAGUCUGUUGUCAAUACCUUAAACCAUUUCACAUGGUAAAACACAGUCUGUUGUCAAUACCUUAAACCAUUUCACAUGGUAAAACACAGUCUGUUGUCAAUACCUUAAACCAUUUCACAUGGUAAAACACAGUCUGUUGUCAAUACCUUAAACCAUUUCACAUGGUAAAACACAGUCUGUUGUCAAUACCUUCAACCAUUUCACAUGGUAAAACACAGUCUGUUGUCAAUAUCUUGAACCAUUUCACAUGGUAAAACACAGUCUGUUGUCAAUACCUUCAACCAUUUCACAUGGUAAAACACAGUCUGUUGUCAAUACCUUCAAUCAUUUCACAUGGUAAAACACAGUCUGUUGUCAACACCUUAAACCAUUUCACAUGGUAAAACACAAUUUGCAGAUCUCACUUAGACUUUUCAGCAAAACUCUAAACACAAUCUCAUUCUCAAAACACAUUCUGCACUCCAAUGCACAUGUCAUCCAUACUGGUAAACACAAGUGGCAACAAUCAAAUACAAAUAGAGAACAUAUGUCAUUGAUUGAACACAACCUCUCAAAAUUGAUUUAACCUGUUUCAAAUGAUGCGACACAACCAAUAUAAGCCAGUUCAGAGAGCAAACAGGUUGUUGAAGGUAGGAAGGAGAAAGUCUGAGAAUGGAUACUGUAGUACAGUGCAUUGUAGGCUGUAUACUGUACAAUGGACAAAUUGUAUGGCCCUGAACAUUGUGCUUUCCAUUUAUUAACAGUACUGACUGAUCAAUAGAUUUUGACUAGUUGCAGGUUCAUAUCAACAAAGAACAAGAAUUACAGUAUCACAGAGAUAAAGGACAAGUUUGUGAGAUGCAGGGUACAGUACUGUAAAAAUAGGGGUACAAGGAGGAGGAAGAACAAAAAACAAAAUUGCAAAGAGCAAAGCAGAGUAGUAAUUUAUGAUCCAUUUUGAGCUACUAUGAUAGAACAUGUUUUUGUUCAUCAAAAGACAAUGACAGAAAAAUAUGAAUAUUUUUUAGAUAAAAAAUGUACUUCUCCCUGAGAAUUGUAUGUUUUGAACAAUGUGUUUUCUGUUGCUUGAGAGUGUAUAUCGCUCUCAAUCAUUUUGAUCACUUUGUUUAUGAUUUGAGAGCAGUGUUUGAUUUUGAACACAGGUAAAACUGUUUUGAAGUGAAUUUUUCAUUUUGCGAGAGGAGUCAGAGGUUAUGUAAAUAGUGCUUGAAGAUGAGGUUUUGUGUUUAAUGUUUUCAGGAAAUGGAGCAAGGUUUCAGAAAUUGUGUUUUAGCAAUUGAGAAAAACUGUAAGUGUCAAAACACUUAUCUGUCAUGGAAACAUUAUUUUUUUUACUCUGAAGUUUAUUAUCAAUAUAUUAUGUUCUGUUUAAACUGUAUUUUUCCCCACUAUUUUUAUACAGUAUAUAUAUAUAUGCUGAUUCUGUUGUUGUUGUUAUUUUUCCCCAUUGAGUUCUGUAUUAAAGUCAUCCAGCAGUG
Messenger RNA from Oncorhynchus masou masou (cherry salmon), 4588 nucleotides. RefSeq names its product Wilms tumor protein homolog. Gene Ontology annotation, cellular component: nucleus. The record is from RefSeq and is a predicted model, not a curated record. The coding region runs from base 383 to 1636 and encodes 417 amino acids. The transcript has 9 exons. Gene Ontology annotation, biological process: regulation of transcription by RNA polymerase II. Gene Ontology annotation, molecular function: RNA polymerase II cis-regulatory region sequence-specific DNA binding; DNA-binding transcription factor activity, RNA polymerase II-specific. NCBI's taxonomy places the organism in Eukaryota, Metazoa, Chordata, Actinopteri, Salmoniformes, Salmonidae.